Messenger RNA from Mercenaria mercenaria, 4496 nucleotides. Its product is annotated as BTB/POZ domain-containing protein KCTD14-like. The record is from RefSeq and is a predicted model, not a curated record. Lineage: Eukaryota; Metazoa; Mollusca; Bivalvia; Venerida; Veneridae. Gene Ontology annotation, molecular function: protein binding. Gene Ontology annotation, biological process: protein homooligomerization. The transcript is spliced from 3 exons. The coding region runs from base 1891 to 2958 and encodes 355 amino acids.
CAGCAAGGUAUGUCAUAGAGUAAAGUUGAUUUUAGAAAUCUUGUUCUCCUAGAAAAAAAAUAAUAUAGGGUUUAACUUAUCUAGUAUUCCGAUCAUUUCCAUACAGUCUUUUGAUAAUUUCAGUACAUAAAUACAUUCGUCUGUUUUGUCUGUUUCCAUUCUAAACACUAAGUAGUGAGCAAAUCGGGUCUGAAAUUACUCAGAUAUCGUACUCUAUAUAUUCAAAUUUAAUGUUGCUGUUAUUAUGGCAUUGCGUUUGCAAAAAGACUUUGUACGCAAUAAAAUGAACAAACUGUUGAAAAUGGAGUACACUUCAGUUUUCACUGUCAUGCAAGCUAGCCAAUUGAACUUUUGACGGAAGGGUUGGCGGGACCUGGAAUAAGUCUUUUAGAACAAAAAUUUUGUUUGUUUGUAUGAGUCAUGAUAUUUUUCCUCAGAACUUUUUUUUCAGAAUAUACCAAAGACAUUAUUUUUUCUUCAAAAUACGUUUAGUUAUGCAUUUGUUAUUAAAAAAACUUUUAAGCGUGAUAAAGAUAAAGUUAGGUUCUGUGCCUAAGUACAUGAAAAAGCUAAAUACUAGUCUUUGUUUUUUUACUUCCUUGAGCACAAUGGUUCAAAUCUGCAUACCAAAAUAAUACAUACAUGAACACAUACAUACAUACGUACGUACGUACUUUUGCAUAUUGUUUAUGAUAGUGGUUAGAAUUUACGUCAGGCUGCCGCUUUGAAUUGCAAGCAUGAAUACAUAUAUGUAUGAACGUUUGUAAGUAUGUUUGACUGAUACAUAACAAUACGGGCCACCAGCGGCAAAGUAACCGAAAAAAUUGGGGGAGAUUAUGUAAGGCGGAACCAUUCUUGCAAUAGCUGGUACAGGGGUCCUUGCUUAAAUUUUUAUAUUUAAAACGCUAAUUCUUGGGCUCUGGUGAGUUUUGGGAUGAAUUUAUUGUCAUAAAAUAAAGUAUGUUCCCCUAGAUAUGGAAUUUUACGCUGUUCUUUUAACGAUAUAGAUUGAGUAGACGUUUAAAUUCUUCGUCAAAUCACGUGGUUAAACACUUUUUAGAGAGCUAAAAGGUUUGUUGAAGUUAGAUUAUUUAUUAAAUGCCUUAAAUCUUUUAACCAUCUGGCUCUUAUAUGAAAGAAUGUAACGUUCUCACUUUAAGGUACAAAUCUUCCAGUAAAUGAUAAUAAAAUAUGUUUCAGCAAUAUUAUUUCCUUAAAACAUAUUAAAAGCUUAGGACAUAUAAAUUUGUUUCAAACAUGGUACACAUUUAAAUGCCUUCAAGGAUGUAAAUAUACCUUAAAUUCUUUAAGAAUAUAGUAUUUACAGACUUUAUGGAACUGUUAAUUUAAAAUUAAAUUUUGUAUUCAUGUUUAAUUGUAGAAUUUCCAAUUGCGAUGAUGCUUGGUGCAUGAGUGUGAUUGUGCUCAAAUUAAAUAAAAUUAUCCAUCCUCCAUUUGAACGUUCGAACACGGUGCCUUUGUGGUUACAUUUGAUUUGAAAUAUUUGCAUAUCACUUUUCUGCGUGCUAGUUCAUUCAUUUCAUUGUGUGAUUCAUUGCAACAGUGGCAAAGAGCACUUGUUAUAAGGGCUGUCAACCUACACACAUACUGACCAUAUAAAGAACAAUUAGAGCAAGCUUUUCAUAUAUUUUAAUGAUCAUCUAUACUUUUAGCAUUUAUAUUUGUCAGAUGUCUCAGUCACUGUCCUAGCACAUGAAAAACACAUAUACAGGGAGACAGUGGCGCUAUGGUUAGCAGGUUGGACUACAUCGCCAGCGGUCCUGGUUCAGUGGUCCUGGUCCCGGCUGAUAUUCCGACUAGUUUUCAGUGCUGGGUGAUUUACUUGAAUUCCAGCAGCAUCGGCCUAGACUGGAUGCUGGAGAAGUAAAUAUGACACCUUCCGUGGGCUCGGCUGGAAAUAAAUUGUUCCAUCCAUUCCAGUUCGAAGAUGUCGUUGAACUGAAUGUCGGUGGAAAGCUAAUGACAACGUUGCUGAAUACGCUAAGACAUGAACCUGACAGUAUGCUGGCCGCCAUGUUUAGUGGACGUCACGUGAUCAGUAAGGACAAAGACGGUCGCUAUUUCGUAGACUGUGAUGGUGAAGUGUUUACAUACAUCUUAGAUUAUCUCUGUUUUGGCAAAUUAAAGUCGCAGGAAAAGGCUGUAGAUGUUUAUGACCUCGCCAAGUAUCUUCAAGUUAUGUCACUAGCGGAAAAAUUGGAAACCUAUCAUUCCGUGAAAUAUCGAAAUCAAAUUGCCGAACCUAAAACACAGUUUGAAGAUGUCGUCGAACUGAAUGUCGAUGGAAAGCUAAUGACAACGUUGCUGGAAACGCUAAGAAAGGAACCCGACAGUAUGCUGGCCGCCAUGUUUAGUGGACGUCAAGUUGUCAGUAAGGACAAAGACGGUCGCUAUUUCGUAGAUUUUGAUGGUGAAGUAUUCAAGUUCAUCUUAGAUUAUCUCCGUUUUGGCAAAUUACCACCACAGGAAAUGGCUCUAGAUGUUUUUGACCUUGCCAAGUAUCUUCAAAUUGUGUCACUAGCGAAAAAGUUGGAAAUCUUUCAUUCCGUGAAAUAUCGAAAUCAAAUUGCAAAACUUAGAAAACUGGUAGAGAGCAAGGGAUAUCAAAAAGUGAAAGAAAAAGCUAUUAAUGCAAUUGAAAAGAGUAAUGUCGGUCCACAAGAAAACAAAGUGUUACAUUUUUUUUGUAGUUACGGUCACUGUUGUUGUAUCCCUAAUAUGGACAGAUGCGAAACGCCCGGUGAUUUUACUACUUCUGUCAACAUUUUGAUUGACAUUGAAAGUACGUAUCUGACAGAAGACAUGAUGGCGUUACUAGCACACGAGCUAUGUAAACUUGGUUUUGCUAAAUACACCGUUACUAGGACAGUGAACAAUCAUUGCAAGAAAUGCAGGAGCGAUAAGGAAAUUAAACAGAUUAAACUCCUUACACAUUAACUGUGAAUUACUGAAACAAUAACAUUAAAUUUAUUACAGACUAACUGUAACCACGAAGAACAAUGUCACAAACAUGUCAGUAACAUGUUUUUAAAGCUUUUAUAAUAAACAUUUUACUUUUGUACAGCAAUGCGUUCACUAUUGUAAUAUAGAAAGCUGAAAUACUUACAUAACAAUAGUCAAAAACAUUAGUUUAAAGUGGAAAAACUAUAUACAUAAAUAUGAAGUAAGAUACCUAUCAUUGACUAUAUCUUUGAUACUGACUGUCUUGAUUACGAUCCUGGUGCAGUUAACCUCUGACAACAAACAAAACAUAACAUAAUAACGUGCUAGAAGAGCGUGAGGUGUGUUGUGCGUUUCAUUACCUUGCCUUACACUUCCUUGGUAAUUUUUAUAAUAUGACGUAAAUUCUAACCACUAUCAUAUAUAUACACAAAGCAAAUCUAUUUCUACUGUCUGUCUGUUUGUUUAAAUGUAUGUAUGUUUGUAUGUAUAUCAUAUGAUUGAUAUGUAAAUAUAUUGGCCACAAGAGGUAUAGUAACCCGAAAAUGGUUGAGGAAAUUAUGUAAGGCGGAGCUAACCCUGCAGAAGGGGGCACAGGGUUCCUCCUAUGAAAAUUGUGACAUUUAAAACUUGUUGUGUAAAUAUUAGUCAAUAAAUGAGUGUUCCGUUAGCACGGUAACUUACGCUGUUCUAUUAACGAUAUAGUAUGUUUUAAUUCUUCAUGGAAUAACAUUGUUGAAUCACAUUUUUUCGACAACUAGGAAUAUUGUUUAUGUUGGGAUAUUUAUCAUAGAUGCCUUAAAACUUUGAACCAUCUAGCUCAUAUGUCAAAGAUUGCAAUGUUCUCACUUGAAGAUGUUAUAUAGUAUUCAUCUCAUUAUGUGUGUUUCUUUUUUACUAUCAGUUGUAUAAUGCAUGACUUCUGUAUACCGAAAUCCUUGCUGACAUUGAAUGACUGAUUAGCACUGUAAGACUGGGUACUGAUUUUGUUCUUAUAUAACUUUGUAUUAUUUAUGUAUGUUCUAUACCCGUCUAUAAUGAUAAUAAAUACGUUUCCGCAUACAUGGUUGUUUGGCUGUAGAAUUUCCGGAUAUUGACGUUACGGUAUUUGCUGUUAAGGGAUUUCAUCGCGUUUUGUUAAGAUAAAAAAUGCUGAAAAUACUACUACCUUUCAAGUACUUUUCAAAUAAUCAGAAUAAGUUUUUGUUUCUGUUUGGUAUACUGACUUUUUGUCAUGUACGUAUUAUAUGUCAUACCAACUGAAAUAAAGUUCAACAAUUUCGAACUACUGAGUUGUCAACUGAUUUGUACAAGAACGUUAGUUUUCAUAUUUCAAACAUUUAGGAACUGAGAAGGGAUAUGUUUUUUCUGUUGUAAUUAAAUCUAUUGCCUAGUAACUUUACGAGAUGAUCAUUAAACGGCUUAUAAAAUUUAUAUAAAAGUUUGUAUGUUUGAUGCCACAUUUCUCCAACCUCUGCUUUACGCUUAAAGUUUGUAUUUGCCUCUGUCCGUCCUGCGAUCUUUUCCAUCAAACC